Molecule: messenger RNA, 306 nt
Organism: Gongylonema pulchrum
Lineage: Eukaryota; Metazoa; Nematoda; Chromadorea; Rhabditida; Gongylonematidae
Source: the annotation of a GenBank genome assembly
GUGCAAAUGCUGGAGCAUUGUCGUGUGGAGGAAGUGUUGACUGAUAAGGAGAAAAAAGUGAUCGGGGUACGCACAAACCGGGGUACAUUCGAUACGGGAUGCUAUGUUGAUGCUACGGGCAUUUGGUGUGGUACAACACUAGUGAGUCGGGCACCAUCUCGUCGUGUUGUUAUCACAGCGCAUCCAGCAACUUAUACAUAUCUAUCAACAAAACAUCUGCCUGAAAAAGAUAUCAACAAUAAAACACCAAGUACACUUUUGAUGCUUUUUUUUGAAGAGUCAUGCUCUUCAGCUAAUAAAAAUUAA